Molecule: messenger RNA, 1198 nt
Organism: Ruditapes philippinarum (Manila clam)
Lineage: Eukaryota; Metazoa; Mollusca; Bivalvia; Venerida; Veneridae
Product: DNA-binding protein inhibitor ID-2-like
Exons: 3
Coding region: 118-468 (116 amino acids)
Biological process (GO): negative regulation of transcription by RNA polymerase II; cell differentiation; circadian regulation of gene expression
Cellular component (GO): nucleus; cytoplasm
Molecular function (GO): transcription regulator activity; protein dimerization activity
Source: RefSeq, a predicted model, not a curated record
CGCUCUUGUUGUAGUAUCAGAACUAGCUAGACUGUUCAGAGAUACACUUGCUCUAACGAGAAAAAUAUUAUAUAUUCUAUUUCACUUGGAUAUUAACCAGUUAACAACUUAAUAAAAAUGAAGGCUGUUACACAAGGACUUACCAGAAACACAGAAAUCGGUUUGAAGGGAGAUAUGUUCAGGAUUAAUAAGCCAAAGCUGGACGACGGGGAGAUGGCUGCUUGCUUUAUGAAGUUAAAGGAGCUCGUACCCAGUAUUCCCGACGACAAGAAAAUCUCCAAGACCCAGCUUCUCCAGCAUGUAAUUGACUACAUCUACGACUUGGAACUAUCACUAGAUUUCCAACCUGUUGUCUUUAAUUCAACGCCAAGAGAACCAUUGAUGGAAAAGGUGGCGCAAAACCAGACUGAGAAUAUUGUCAGUAUGGAAGACUCCGACUGCGAGAUAGAGAGACCAGUAUCCAAAUAAACACAUGCCAAGACUCCGCUCAAGAGUUUUUAAAUUUUGGAUGUUGUAAAGUGAUCCUCACCAGAAAAGGGCCUUUCAACUUGGUUCUUCUCCAAGGGUCUACAGUAACGUGGAGUUUAAUGUUACGGAGAUUACAAGAUGCUGCCUUUUUGGUACAACUUCUGUGACGAAGAUAUCAUGGUGUUUACAACUUUGAGAGUUACGUUUAUGUAAAUCCAUGGACACUCUUUUCAGGGACUUAGCUUUAUUAAAGCUAUAUAUCUGUUGUUAAUACGUUACCAACAAACUCUGUAAUAUACGUUACGCUAUUGUACUAUAGAUUGAAACGUUACAUGGGAGUUAUAACUUGUUCGUUGAUUCACCAAGGAAUGUAGUAUAUCUAUGCCAGUGAUGCUAAUUAAUCCAGCUAACAGAAUUAUAACCAGACAAUUAAGGACAAAUUAUAUCAUAAUCGAAACAACAGGAAUAAAAUGUUACGUUUUAUCUCAAAACAUUAGCAAUCAUGAAAUACAUUCCGGUUUUAAUGGAAAGUUAAUUUAGUGAAAUGAGUUACAUGCUAGGACUCGGCGCAGGUCCGUUUGGAGUCCCCUAAAUAGAUGCUAGAAGGUGUUUAACAUUAGACACUGUUAAUUAGCAGCCUAGUUGAUAUAUAGUGCACGUUAUUUUGUUCUAAAGUUUAUUGUUUUGUUAAUCUUUUUUACAGUUCUUUAUAAUAAAAAAUAGAAAAUUA